This is a messenger RNA of Epinephelus fuscoguttatus (brown-marbled grouper), 3125 nucleotides long. Its product is annotated as mastermind-like protein 2. Gene Ontology annotation, cellular component: nucleus. The transcript is spliced from 4 exons. The record is from RefSeq and is a predicted model, not a curated record. Bases 582 to 2192 code for a protein of 536 amino acids. NCBI's taxonomy places the organism in Eukaryota, Metazoa, Chordata, Actinopteri, Perciformes, Serranidae.
CGACGCUCUUCGGUUUGUGUAUCGGCUGCUGAGCUAACAGCUGCACCAAUUGUGUUUUGGUUUUGUUUUGCCUCCCAUGUGCAGCUAUCAUGAGCUCUGGAGGCGAUUCUCUGCCUUGAUGGUGCAUCUCACUGUGUAACAGCUGGACGUGUAGAUGUAGCUCUUAGCCUGCUCCAGGUGUGUUUACACCGUGUGUAUAUGUUCUCAGUAACAUAUCAGUGUCAAUAAAGAUGACAGAAAUGGAUUUAAGUGGCUGUAGCUAGCCAUACAUGUCUCUAAUUGUGAAGCUCUAAUCAGACAAUAUGAUUGUAUCUCUUAAUAAGCUGCAACAAUGACUUGAUUCAUUUUAAUCAUACUGUUAAAAACAGUAUUUAAGGAAACUUUAGCUCUAUACUUCCUAAGAAAUCAGUGUGGCAGCUGUAGCCAAAGCAGGUUCAUAAUCAUCUGAUACAGUAUACUGAAGAGUUGCAAUGCCUGUAGCAGUAGGUUCAGCUACACCUUGAACUUGUGUUAAUGGGGCAACAGCUGCCAGUAUCAGAAUUGGCCCGCCAGUCAGUUCUGCUGUAAAUCAGAUCUGACCCAUGACUGAGUACUACGAGGAGGGGGGGCUGCUGUACGAGCAAUCACCUCCCAUGCACAUCAAAGUGGAGUCUCCGGAGGGACCCUUUGGAGGGGGAGCCUCAGAAAACGGCUUCCCCAGGGAGGAUGAGGACUCGGAGGGUAGCUGUGACCAGAGCAGCGGGCUACCAGGGGGACUCCCCUUCAAUGUGGUAGUGGUGCAUCCGAACAUCAUGGCACCCGGCAUGUCCUCAGACGACCUCCUGUCCAUUGAACAAAACAGAGCUAUGUCAGCUGCACUGGCUGCUGGCGGUGCAGGAAAAAGAAAGAGUCGUUUCAGUGGUGCAGAGCUGGAGGUGUUAGUGUCAGAAGUCACUCGGUGUGAAGGAGAACUCUUUGGUCCUGCGGGAAGGCUGCGGCGGCGGGAGAGAGAGCGCAUCUGGGCAGGAAUCCUAGAGAGAGUCAACGCCGUGUCCAGGGUCCCACGCACCCUCCGAGAGGUGAAGAAGCGCUGGGAUGACCUGAAGAGACGCAAUGGGGGCAGGCUAGCGGACGCUCGCCACCGCAGCUGUUACCUGCCAUCCAGCAGGGGAGCCUCGAUGCUUGGCCGUCCAUCCCAGACUAGCCCCAGGCUCCAACAAGCCAGGCAGAAGCAAAGCAACAGACCAAAGCCCAGUUUUCCAUGUUUUCCUGACUCUGAUACAGGUGUAGGAGUGGAAGGAUCAGAGAGAGAUGGUCUGGAAAAAGAUGAGGACAAUCCUGAGCGUGAGAGAGAGAUGGGAGAAUCUGAGUGUGAGCCAGUAGAAAACAGCAUGGAAGACAAAUUGGGUUUAGGACUUGGUCUGGGCAUAGGACCACCCCCUCCAUCAGAACGAUGGCUGCCUCCUUCCCCACUCUACAGUGCGCCUUUCCUCAAUGGCAGCCCUCAGCCCAGUAGUCCUCAGCCUUCACUUGGAGCGCAGCAGGGUCCUCUUGAAGCCCCUCCACGCAGCUCCUGGCUUGAAGAUGAGCUACGGGGGCUAGGGGAAGCAGCAAUUCAACUGGGAAAUCGGGUAGAAAAGAGCCUGCGGGAGUUUGGGGAAGGUUUCAGGCAGGACAUGAGAACACUUGUCGCUUCACAAGAGGCGUUAGCAGUCAGUCUACAACAAAACAAUGUCCUCUUACAAAGGCUGUUAGGAGUGCUUGAAGCCCAGCAACAACCUCAGCCACAGCAACACCGUGUACAACAAGCACACCAAUCACAAACAUCUCAACAGCACUUACAGCCACAGCCAGCUCAGCAGCAGCAGCAGCAGCAGCAGCAGCUACAAAACACAGAACCAGUGCAGCAGCAGCAACAACAACAGCGGAUUGAAGCGCCACUGCAAACACACCUACAACAACAGCAGCAGCAGCAGCAGCAGCAGCCACAUGUAGUACAGCCACAGUCACAGCAGCACCAAACACAAAUACAGCAGCAGCCACAAGUCACCCAGCAUUCGAAUAAUCAAUCAGCUGUGGCGGUGGCUCCUGCACCAUCGUCCCCUGACGUACAUGGCACUUUUCCCUCUGAUCCACCCCCAAACACAAACGGCAGUGUGCAGAGGCCGCGGCGAGGAAGGGCUGUCGAUCACAGGCGCAGGAGACGGCGCUGAGGAGAAAGCACUUACAAGCUCAAAGUGCACAUCAUGCAUAUUUGGUGUUUCAAAACGUGACAUGAAAUUAUGCUUUUUUUCUAUUGGCAGUAUUUCUGUAAAAAUAAUGUUACUUGGAGUUUUACAUCGCACUUGAAAUCAGAAAAUCAUCUCGCACUUAAGUUUGUCUUCAGAGAGGACUGAAGCAGAUAAGAAAAUGAGAUAAUCAGGUGGCCUUAACAUUAGCUUGGUUCCUCAGACAUACGCUUAAAGACUUCCUGGAAAAACAGUUGCUCUGUGGAGUGACAGCUCCACUCAUGAGACUUUCAAUACCUGGACAACAACAUACUGUAGGUGCUGAUGUUUAAUAUGCAUGUCACUGUACAUGCUUUGCAGCCGAGCUGCGAAGCUCAUGAUGCUCUUACUAGUUCAGUACUGUCUAAAUUCUCCUGAUACACUAACCACAUUGUCAUAAAGUACUUGUAAUCUGCAGUUGUUACCAUAUAUUGUAGUUAUACAGCUAUUGUAAUUUCCUGCUAAUGUAUGCUUGUGCUUUUUAACAGUUUCAUGGAGAAGUAUGACUUUUCCAGCUUUGGUCGGACAAUAAAGUUAGACUGUGUUCUGUUCAGUGAGUUUUGAGACAACAGUGUUACAGAUUUUGAUGAAAAACAAAAAUACCUUCUGGCAUAAACAUCACAGUAGGCUUCAAACUUUAAUUCAUAUGUUUCUGGUGGAAUUAAAAAGCAUACAUAAGUAUGUAGGGGCUAUUUAUUCUAAUCUUGCAUGCAGUAUGAUGGAUGUGUUUGUAGAUAGUUGCAAAGAAACAGCAUAUGGCCAUCAUCUACGUAGUUUUGCACAAUCUAUAUUUUGUAGAUAGCGAAAUGUUCCGAUGAAAUGUAACUAAACUUUAAUAAAAGUCAGACAUGGACUGCAAAUAAAUCCAGCUGAUCACUU